Molecule: messenger RNA, 4907 nt
Organism: Orcinus orca (killer whale)
Lineage: Eukaryota; Metazoa; Chordata; Mammalia; Artiodactyla; Delphinidae
Gene: PCDH20
Product: protocadherin 20
Exons: 2
Coding region: 693-3545 (950 amino acids)
Biological process (GO): homophilic cell-cell adhesion
Cellular component (GO): plasma membrane
Molecular function (GO): calcium ion binding
Source: RefSeq, a predicted model, not a curated record
GACACCCAGAGACACUUGCGCCUACAACUAGGAAAUUGGUAGAAGCUUUGUCACCGCCAACUGCGAAGCUUCAAAAUUAAAGCACGUCGAAACCUUCACCGAUUUCAUAUAUUUGCUUCUCUGCUUCAGACCGCCUUACUAAGAGUUUGAAGUUCCUUCUCUCUGCAGAGAAAGUGGAUUUUCUUUCUCUGUGCAAACACUGCUGGAUCCAAGUCUCUCGGAAGAACUGGUGGCAAAGCAGGCGUUUGGGGAUCGCGCCUGUGAUUGCUCCGUAGUGCCGACUUCCUCUCUCUCUAAUCAGAUGUAAAUGCAAGCUUAUUAAUUUAGUCUAAUUCUCCCUCUCACGCUCGCAACCUGUGAACUUGGGUCCUGACUGGUGCUGCGAGGAGGGAGGACGGUGGACAAGCGCCCCGGAGUCCGACCGGGUGGCGCCUAGUCGCCGUCUUCAGAGGCAAGUCCCCGCUCCGGCUCCUCCGCCGGGGUCUGGACUUAACCCAGGUCCAGGACAGGAAACCAUGACCGUGCCUCGGUACCCCCUCACCUUUCUGCCCCCCGCCCCCCCUUGAGCUGCUGUCCUUAACUGACGAUCCAGUGACUAUUGGCUGAAGUUCCCUAGCCAUUUGCAUGCACAGAGAGGGAGUGUCUUCUGCCGCCUCCCCGUCAGGAGCGCGCCGACUGCAGCUUCCAAGGGAAUGCGCGGCCGAGGGGAUGCGCGCAGCUCGCGGGCCCUGCCAGUGAGCUGGCGCCCGGCGACCUGGCACCCGCGCCUGGAUAUGGGGCGUCUAAGUCGUUCCAGGAGCAGCACCAGCCACAGAAACCUACCGCAUCUGCUUCUGUUUUUCCUCUUCGUGGGACCCUUCAACUGCCUGGCGAGUUACAGCCGGGCCACGGAGCUUCUGUACAGCCUGAACGAGGGACUGCCCGCGGGGGUGCUCAUCGGCAGCCUGGCCGAGGACCUGCGGCUGGUGCACGGAGCAGGGAGGCAGGACCCGCAGUCGCAGCCCCCGGAGCACAGCGGCGCCGAGCGGAACCCUCCUCUCUCCUUCAGCCUGGCCUCCCAGGGACUGAGUGGCCAGUACGUGAUCCUAGACAAUCGCUCCGGAGAGCUGCACACUUCUGCCCAGGAGAUCGACAGGGAGGCCCUGUGUCUUGAAGGAGGUGGAGGGGCUGCCUGGCGGGGCAGCAUUUCCAUCUCCUCUUCGCCUUCCGCUGACUCUUGUCUUUUGCUUCUGGACGUACUGGUCCUGCCUCAGGAAUACUUUAGGUUUGUGAAGGUGAAAAUCGCUAUCCGGGACAUCAAUGACAAUGCCCCACAGUUCCCUGUUUCCGAAAUAUCGGUUUGGGUCCCAGAAAAUGCACCUGUAAACACCCGGCUGGCCAUAGAGCAUCCUGCCAUGGACCGAGAUAUAGGCACUAACGGAGUUCAGACCUACCGCUUGCUGGACUACCAUCGUAUGUUCACCCUGGACGUGGAGGAGAAUGAGAAUGGGGAGCGAACCCCCUACCUAAUUGUCAUGGGACUGUUGGACAGGGAGACCCAGGACAAGUAUGUGAGCAUCAUCAUAGCUGAGGAUGGUGGGUCUCCACCACUGUUGGGCAGUGCCACCCUCACCAUUGGCAUAAGUGACAUUAAUGACAAUUGCCCUCUCUUCACAGACUCACAAAUCAAUGCCACUGUGUAUGGGAAUGCUACAGUGGGCACACCGAUUGCAGCUGUCCAGGCUGUGGACAGAGACUUGGGAAACAAUGCUCAGGUCACCUACUCUUAUAGCCAGAAAGUUCCACAAGUAUCCAAGGAUUUAUUCCAUCUGGAUGAAAACACUGGAGUCAUUAAACUUUUCAGUAAGAUUGGGGGAAGUGUUCUGCAAACACACAAGCUCACCAUUCUUGCUAAUGGGCCGGGCUGCAUCCCUGCUAUGAUAACUGCCCUGGUGACCAUUAUCAAAGUCAUUUUCAGACCACCUGAAAUUGUCCCUCGUUAUAUAGCGAAUGAGAUAGAUGGUAUUGUUUACCUGAAAGAACUGGAACCUGUUAAAACUCCAAUUGCAUUUUUCACCAUAAGAGAUCCAGAAGGUAAAUACAAGGUGAACUGCUACUUGGAUGGUGAAGGACCAUUUAGGUUAGCACCCUACAAACCAUACAGUAAUGAAUAUCUGCUAGAAACCACAAAACCUAUGGAUUAUGAGCUACAGCAGUUCUAUGAAAUAGCUGUCGUAGCCUGGAACUCUGAGGGAUUUCAUGUCAAAAAAAUGAUUAAAGUGCAACUUUUAGAUGACAAUGAUAAUGCUCCUAUUUUCCUUCAACCCUUGGUGGAACUAACCAUUGAAGAAAACAACUCACCCAAUGCCUUUUUGACUAAGCUAGAUGCUACAGAUGCUGACAGUGGAGAGAGGGGACAAGUUUCAUAUUUUCUGGGACCUGAUGCUCCAUCAUACUUUUCCUUAGACAGUGUCACAGGAGUUCUGACAGUUUCUACUCAGCUGGAUCGAGAAGAGAAAGAAAAGUACAAGUACACAGUCAGAGCUGUUGACUCUGGGAAGCCACCCAAAGAAUCAGUAGCCACCGUGGCUAUCACAGUGUUGGAUAAAAAUGACAACAGUCCUAGGUUCAUCAACAAGGACUUCAGCUUCUUUGUGCCAGAAAACUUUCCAGGAUAUGGUGAAAUUGGAAUAAUUAGUGUAACAGAUGCCGAUGCUGGGCAAAAUGGAUGGGUUGCCCUCUCCGUGGUGAACCAGAGUGAUAUUUUUGUCAUAGACACAGGAAAGGGCACGCUGAGAGCCAAAGUCUCUUUGGACAGAGAGCAGCAAAGCUCCUAUACUUUGUGGGUUGAAGCUGUUGAUGGAGGUGAGCCUCCCCUCUCCUCUACCACAAAAAUCACAAUUCUCCUUCUAGAUAUCAAUGACAACCCACCUCUUGUUUUAUUUCCUCAAUCUAACAUGUCUUACCUGUUAGUUUUACCUUCUACUCUCCCUGGCUCCCCAGUUACAGAGGUCUAUGCAAUUGACAAAGACACAGGCAUGAAUGCUGUCAUAGCUUACAGCAUCAUAGGGAGAAGAGGUCCUAGGCCUGAGUCAUUUAGGAUUGACCCUAAAACUGGCAACAUUACUUUGGAAGAGGCAUUGCUGCAGACAGAUUAUGGGCUCCAUCGUUUACUGGUGAAAGUGAGUGAUCAUGGUUAUCCCGAACCUCUCCAUUCCACGGUCAUGGUGAACCUAUUUGUCAAUGACACUGUCAGUAAUGAGAGCUACAUUGAGAGUCUUUUAAGAAAGGAACCAGAAAUUAACAUAGAGGAGAAAGAACCACAGAUCUCCAUAGAACCGACUCAUAGGAAAGUUGAGCCUGUGUCUUGUAUGCCCACCUUAGUAGCUCUGUCUGUAAUAAGCUUGGGUUCUAUCACUCUCGUAACAGGGAUGGGCAUAUACAUCUGUUUGAGAGGGAAAAGGCAUCACAGGGAGGAUGAAAAUUUUGGAGUACAAAUUCCAUUAAAAGGAAAAAUUGACUUGCAUAUGAGAGAGAGGAAACCAAUGGAUAUUUCUAAUAUUUGAUUUUUUUUUUUUUUUUUUUUUUGCUGUGGAGUAACAGAGAUGUUUUAACUGACUUUGGAGAGUCUUCACCACCCAAAGAGUGUUGGACAUCUAAUUUAUAACUUGUACUGUAUUGUAAAUAGCUGUUUACAAGUUUUUAAAUUCAAAAUCAGAGGUUAUAAAAUGUGUACAGCAUUUUUUUAAUGAAAAUUGGUACUAACAGCUUUGGAACUGUUAUAAAAAAAGCUUGGACAUGAUUUGCAGCUUUCAUACACCAAGCAGAUGAUUGUUAAAACCCGGGAAUAAGGUAAGAAAAUGGUACAUUGCAUUUUUGGCUAAAAAAGUCCUUUAACCACAAGAGGGCAUCAGCUGCUCCUUUGCAGGGAACUCUUAAGGUAUUGUACAUGACAGUUGUACAUGAAAUUAAUGAAAGAGUCUAUUUUAAAUAUAUUGUUUUUAACAUUAAACAAAGAUGAAAUUAAAGUAAAUGGAAUGUCACCCCACUUAAAUGUAUGAUAAAAAAGAAAAGAAAUGCAUUUGUAAACAGAAUGUUUAUUACCUCACAAGUGCAUAAUGUAUAAUUUGAAAGAGAAGACUUCACAAAGAAGCGCAAUUCUUUUUUAGCAAGGAUAAACGCUUUGCCAUGUGUUAAAGAUCUGACGUGCUGAAGAUUAAUUCGCCUUCUGUGUACUCUGGUUGCUUUCUGUUUGCUUUACCACUGCACUUGUUAUUAUUACAAGGUAAAAUAUAUAUAUUCUUUUUUAAAGAAAAUGUAACUAGAAAUUAUGUCCAAGAGAAACAGUCAGAAGCAAAGAUAUGUUUCAAUCUUAGUUGCUUCAUAGGUGUUCAUGAUAUUUUCAUGCUUUCACAACUUGUCAGUAGUGUUCUAUACUUGGGUUAUGUAUUAGAUUCUUAUAUACUUAAACUCAUGUGUUACAGAAAAAAAGAAAAAUCUAAUUAAAACAAAAUUAUUCUGGAAGCUGGUGGACACUACUGGUUGUUUUAGCUGGACCUUUUCUAUGAAAGUUAUACUUAUCUUUUUGUUGUUGUUUAGGUUUGUUGGCUACCGGUUCUGGCUUCCUUUCUUUGGCUUUGGAUUAGGUCCAAGAGUUUAUUUGUAAGCCCAGCAGCAGAUUUCUUUGAUAAUUUAGCUUUUACUGAACAAUUUGCAGUGAAGCAAGCUGGUUUAUCAGUGAUUGGUCAUCUUCACUUCCACGUGUGAGCUGGAAAUUUUAUUUUAUAUGAGAGCUAUAGCAAAAUUAUCUUUGUAAACAAAGAAUAAGUGUUAGCUUAAACUGGAUCAUUCUACUUUUGGGCAUCAUGUGUCUGUACUGUACCAAAAGUGUUUCUAUGUCUGCAAAUUAAAGGUAUAUAUUUUCAUAA